GCAUAGAAUGAAGAAGCAGAAGGGCAAGCUUAGAAAUAAGCAGAGGAAUAAAUCCAUUGCUUGUCUGGAAGGUGACUUCCAUGAAAUACCAGCUCAUGGAAAAAUGUCAGGAAGGACCAAGAAACCUGAUAGUGGAAAAAAGCUUGCUCAUAAGUCAGAACUUGCUAACUAUUGGGAAACGAGCACAGGAGGGAAACCCUUUAAAUGUUUGGAGUGUGGAAAGAGAUUCAGUCAGAGAUAUUGCCUUACUUUACACCAAAGAAUUCACACAGGGAAGAAACCAUAUAAAUGUCUGGAGUGUGGAAAGAGCUUCAGUCAGAGUGGACAACUUACGCUACACUUAAGAACUCACACAGGGGAGAAACCUUUUAAAUGCCUCGAGUGUGGAAAGAGCUUCAGCAUGAGUGGUAUUCUUAACUCCCAUCAAAGAAUUCACACAGGGGAGAAGCCUUUUAAAUGUCUGGAAUGUGGGGCAUGCUUCCGUCAGAGUGGAGAUCUUACAGUACAUCGCAGAAUUCACACAGGGGAGAAACCAUUUAAAUGCCUGGAGUGUGGAAAGAGCUUCAGUCAGAGUGGACAACUUACGCUACACUUAAGAACUCACACAGGGGAGAAACCUUUUAAAUGCCUCGAGUGUGGAAAGAGCUUCAGCAUGCGUGUUAUCCUUAACUCCCAUCAAAGAAUUCACACAGGGGAGAAGCCUUUUAAAUGUCUGGAAUGUGGGGCAUGCUUCCGUCAGAGUGGAGAUCUUACAGUACAUCGCAGAAUUCACACAGGGGAGAAACCAUUUAAAUGCCUGGAGUGUGGGAAGAGAUUCAGUACGCGUAGUCACCUUAACUCCCAUCACAGAAUUCACACAGGGGAGAAACCUUUUAAAUGUCUGGAAUGUGGAAACUGCUUCAGUUCAAGGAGACAGCUUGCUUUGCAUUGCAGAAUUCACUCAAUGGAGAAACCAUUUACGUGUCUGGAGUGCGGAAAGGCAUUCAGUCAGAGUGGCAACCUGGCUUGCCAUCAAAGGAUUCAUACAGGGGAGAAGCCAUUUCAAUGCUUGGAGUGUGGAGAGAGCUUCCGAAGGAGUCACCACCUUACUUCUCAUCAAAGAACUCACACAGGGGAGAAGCCAUUUAAAUGCCUGGAUUGUGGGAAGAGCUUCAGUCGGCGUCAUGUACUUACUUCACAUCAAAGAAUGCACACAGGAGAGAAACCCUAUAAAUGCUUGGCAUGUGGAAAGAGCUUCUAUUGGAGUUCUGAUCUGACUAAACAUCGUCGAACCCACACAGGAGAGAAACCAUUUAAAUGUCUGGAAUGUGGGAAGAGCUUCAGUCAACGCUCAUCCCUUACUGUACACAAAAGAACUCACACAGUGGAGAAACCAUUUGAAUGCCUGGAGUGUGGGAAGAGCUUCAGUCUGAAGUGUCACCUUACUUCCCAUCAAAGAAUACACGCUGAAGAGAAACAGUAUAAAUGCCUGGAGUGUGGGAAGAGUUUCCGUUGGUCCGAGCAACUUUCUGUACACAAAAGAAGCCACACAGGAGAGAAACCGUUUAAAUGCCCGGAAUGUGGGAAGAACUUCAGUCAGAAGGGUCACCUUACUACCCAUCAAAAGAUCCACACUGGAGAGAAAUCGUUUAGAUGCCUGGAGUGCGGAAAGAGCUUCCGUCGGAGUCAUCACCUUACUUCCCACCAAAAAACUCACACUGGAGAUAAGCCAUUUAAAUGCAUGGAGUGUGGAAAAAGGUUCAGUUCUGGCCAACACCUUACUUCACAUCAUAGAAUCCACUUAGUGGAUUCUUUUAAAUGCCUGGAGUGUGGAAAGUGCUUCAGGAGAACUGUGCAGCUUACUUCACAUCAAAGAAGCCAUGCCAGGCCAACAGUUUAAAUUCUGUUCAUCUGUAAAGAACUUCUGAUGGAAACAUUGACUGACUCCACUUCAAAGAGCCCUGUUGGGAAGAAAUGAUCGAAACGCUGCUGAGAUACUAAAAUCUGUUCCCAUCAAAUAGGCCUUUGCUACAUCGCAGUAUAACGCUAUAAACCGGUAAACCCUGUCAAAGUUCUGGUUGCAGUAAGAGCUUUUGCAAUAUAAUCUAGGUGAGUUCAUACAGUGAAGCAACUA
Elgaria multicarinata webbii is the source of this 2113-nucleotide messenger RNA. RefSeq names its product gastrula zinc finger protein XlCGF57.1-like. The record is from RefSeq and is a predicted model, not a curated record. The transcript has a single exon. Bases 8 to 1879 code for a protein of 623 amino acids. NCBI's taxonomy places the organism in Eukaryota, Metazoa, Chordata, Lepidosauria, Squamata, Anguidae.